Molecule: messenger RNA, 1255 nt
Organism: Equus quagga
Lineage: Eukaryota; Metazoa; Chordata; Mammalia; Perissodactyla; Equidae
Gene: STOML3
Product: stomatin like 3
Exons: 8
Coding region: 1-1188 (395 amino acids)
Cellular component (GO): plasma membrane
Source: RefSeq, a predicted model, not a curated record
AUGAAUUACUGUCAGUGUGUGGAACUGGUGGGUACCACCUUACUUAAGGAGAGAUUAAAUGAUGAUGAUGACAACACUAACCAGGAAGCUUUCUGGCUGCAAAAUGAAGGGUUGGCCUUGGUGAGCUCUGAAGUCCCAAAGUCCUUCUCCCAGCGUCAGCAGCACUGGGCCUCAGCUUCUGCGGAACAUUUAGUACCUAACAGAGCCUCGCUUGCAUUAAUGAUGCAAGGCCUUGAUGGGACCCCCGAGGAGCUCCUGCAGGUCAGGGCUUGGCCAGCCCUCUGGGUGGUUUCCUCACCCACACGACUGGAUGCCUGUUGUAAGAGCCCCAUCACUGACAGGCUGAUUCCUUCUCAUUUCCUAGGCAUCAACAGUAAACAGCUUGGUGUGUGUGGCUGGAUCCUGUUUUUCCUUUCUUUGCUGCUGAUGAUCAUUACCUUCCCUGUCUCCAUAUGGAUGUGCUUGAAGAUCAUUAAGGAGUAUGAACGUGCUGUUGUAUUCCGACUGGGACGCAUCCAAGCUGACAAAGCCAAAGGGCCAGGUUUGAUUCUGGUCCUGCCCUGCAUAGAUGUGUUUGUCAAAGUUGACCUCCGAACUGUUACUUGCAACAUUCCUCCACAAGAGAUCCUCACCAGAGACUCUGUGACUACUCAAGUGGAUGGAGUCGUCUACUACAGAAUCUAUAGUGCUGUCUCGGCCGUGGCUAAUGUCAACGAUGUCCACCAAGCCACGUUUCUGCUGGCUCAGACCACUCUGAGAAACGUCUUGGGGACGCAGACCUUGUCCCAAAUCUUAGCUGGCAGAGAAGAGAUCGCCCAUAGCAUUCAGACCAUACUGGAUGAUGCCACCGAGCUGUGGGGGAUCCGGGUGGCCCGAGUGGAAAUCAAAGAUGUCCGGAUUCCUGUACAGCUGCAGAGGUCCAUGGCGGCCGAGGCCGAGGCCACCCGGGAAGCCAGGGCCAGGGUCCUUGCAGCAGAAGGAGAAAUGAAUGCUUCCAAAUCUCUGAAGUCAGCCUCCAUGGUGCUGGCCGAGUCCCCCAUAGCCCUCCAACUGCGUUACCUGCAAACCUUAACCACCGUAGCCACUGAGAAGAACUCCACCAUCGUGUUUCCUCUGCCCAUGAAUAUACUAGAGGGCAUCGGCGGUGUCAGCUAUGAGAGUCCCCAGAAAGCUCCCCCCAGAGCCUGAGGCCUCCUGAGGUAGCCAGGCAUCACUUAGGGAGUCUUUGCUGUGCAACACCCAGCAGUUGGAAGUG